AAGAUGUGGGCCGAACCUAACGGCCUAUAAUGUUUUAUCACGAGGGAAUGUAAAAUUCCGAGACUGCCCUGCAAUCAUUUAAGCAAGUCAACUGAAGUCAAGCUGAUAUCCUUUUUAUGUUCAACAAUGGGUGGCUGUAAUACCAGUAUUUUUCUCAUGAUUUAGGCAAACAAUUCCAGAGUUGAUAUUAAAGAAAAAAACAGCAGACACGGUGAAGCAACGCCAAGUUACUCGCAACAAAUUCGUAUAAUCAGACGCUUUUCUCGUUUGCUUGAUCUGAGUGUAAUAUUUCAGAGUAUUUGGUGAAUUAUGGAAUUUGUAGGACCAAUUUGUGAAGCGCUAAAGUGCUUAGGAGAUCCAACAUGUACAUACAUAGAGCAUCACAGAAAACUUGAAGACAGGAGGAAUGAUCUUCAAGCGAGCCUAGACCGACUAAAUGCUAUGAACAGAGAUGUGGAGCUGAGAAAAAAGGCAGAGCUUCGAUGGGGAAGACUUUUAAGGGAAGAAGUAAAGAAGUGGCUUGAAGAUGUGCAAACCGUCAAUGGCAAAAUACAGAACAUUGAUGAAAGAAUGCAAAAUGUGUCUUGUUUUUCACGUGGGCGCCUUGGGAAACAAGUUUCCCAAACAGUUGAAGAAGUGAAGGAAAUUAUUGAACAAGGUAGGUUCACUGGAGCUCUAGUAAUUGAUGACCCAUCUAUUGUUGGAGUGCCUUGUCAGUUGGAACAUUUGGAAGGUGAAACCGCGGUGAUUGCAGACAUUUGGAAGCAUUUGACGAGUGAUGGAAUUGGAAUGGUUGGUGUAUGGGGAAUGGGCGGGAUCGGGAAAACCACUAUAAUGAAGCACAUACACAAUAAACUAUUGGAGAUCACUAAAUCUGGACCCUUGUUUGAGAAAAUCAUUUGGGUCACUGUUUCACAGGACUUCAACAUCACCAGGUUACAACAAGACAUUGCUGAUGCUAUGAAUAUUGAAGAUCUUCCGAAAUCUGAACAAAAGCGUACAGCUGUGAUAAGGAACAAAUUGCGACAAAUAAGACAUCUAUUGAUCUUAGAUGAUGUUUGGGAAGGUUUCGUUCUCGAAAAGGUAGGGAUCCCUGAACCAAUAUCCAGCAAUCGGAGCAAGUUGGUAGUAACUAGUAGAUUGAAAGAGUUUUGUAGAUCUAUAGGCUGUCAUGAGAUAGUCGAAGUGCCUCCACUUUCCGAUGAGGAGUCCAUGAAAUUAUUCUUGGUUCAUACCGGAGAUGGGGUUCUAAAGGUUCCACCUUUGAAUGAAAUUUUGGGCGAUAUUGUUAGAGAGUGCGAUGGGUUACCCCUUGCUAUAAAAGUAAUAGCUAGUAGCAUGAAGGGAAUAAAUGAUGUUGUCGAAUGGAGGAAUGCAUUAACAGAGUUACGUAACCAUGUAACAAGUGUGAAAGGCACAGAUAAAGAAAUAUAUGAGCGAUUAAAGUUCAGUUUUGACCGUUUGAAAGAUUCGAAUAUCCAAAAUUGUUUCCUUUAUUGCUCACUGUACCCAGAAGACUAUAAAAUUCCAAGGGUGGAAUUAAUAGAAUACUGGAUAGACGAGGGAUUUCUUGAAAUGGGGAGUCGACAACAAUUGCAUGAUAGGGGUCAUACUAUAUUAAAUAGGCUGAUAAACAACUGUUUAUUGGAAAAGGCUGGAGAUGAUGUUAAGAUGCAUGAUGUGAUGAGAGAUAUGGCCUUAUAUAUCAAACAACCUCAUUUUAUUGUAAAAGCUGGCACCGGAUUGGAAGAAUUACCAAGCAAGCCAGAAUGGAAAAAAGAUGUUGAAAGGGCUUCAUUCAUGAUGAAUAAGGUAUCAGAAAUCCCUCUAAGCUUGUCACCCAAUUGUGGAAACCUUUCGACCUUAUUACUGAAAAAGAAUAGGUCCUUGAAAAGGAUUUCCGAAUCAUUCUUUCAGCACAUGUAUAGUCUCAACAUUCUUGACCUUUCUUAUACCGGUAUCAAGCAAUUGCCCAAUUCCGUAUCAAACUUGGAAACGCUCAAUGCAUUGGUGCUCCGUGGAUGCUACAACUUGAGAUAUGUGCCUUCACUAGAAAAGCUUAAGGCUCUACGAAAACUAGACCUCCGGGGAACAGGUAUUGAAAAGGUGCCUAAAGGUUUGGAAAUGUUAACAAAUCUAAUAUAUCUCAAUUUAUGUACUGAAAGCUUAAAGGAGCUGCCAAUUGCAAUUCUACCUAGGCUUUCUUGUCUGCAAUGUUUGGUAUUAUAUGUUAAAUCAGCUUGUGUAAAAAUGAAUAGAUUGGAACUUGCCAGAUUAAGGAAGCUAGAGGUAUUUGAAGGGAGAUUUAAUGAAUUGAUAGACUUUAAUGCAUACACCAAGUCUAUACAAGGUCAACAGCUCACUUCUUACUUGCUUGUCAUGGCACCACUUGGAGAAGGCGUAGAUUAUGUUUUUCGUUUCAAGGUCAACAAGCAUUGCGACGGCUGCGUGUAUAGGCUGAGGAAGUCACUGUCAAAGUUCCCAGCUGUGAAAACUGUGUCCUUAACUUGGGGAAAGGAGGUGAUUGUGGAAGCGACUCUGGAAGUGUCUGGUAAGUUAGAAAUGGGACCCACAAAUAUUGUGGCGAACUUGAUGAAACGGCGUUUCAAAGUGCAGCUCAUGGAUGAGUGGUGGGAGCCUCCACUUCUACCUAUGAAAAAUGUGAUAUUAAGCGGGUGUCCAAUAGGAAGAGAAGAUCCAGCAGAGCUCCCAAGUGAUGUUAGGAGUCUGAGAAUUUUUAGGUGCCACAAUAUCAGAAGCUUAAGUGAUAUGCCCUUCUUUCAACAAACCAAUGAGUUGGGGUUCUGCUCGAUUCACGAUUGCAGAGGGAUAGAAUCUGUGCUUGAACUGUCGUCACCAUCCCUAUCAUGCACCCCAUUUGAGAACCUUGAGCUCUUGAGGCUUGAAAAUUUGGAUAACCUUCAUGUGCUUGUUAAAGUAGCAGAAGCAUCUGUCGUUUCUACAUUGAGUUCGCAGUCUAUUCCAGCCAUCUUUUCCCAUCUUAAAUCAUUUCAUAUUGAAGGAUGCUCAAACAUGAAGCAGCUCUUUCCCUUUGACUUAGUACAUGACCUCCAAAACCUAGAGAACCUCAUAGUUCGUGGUUGUGGACAAAUAGAGGAAAUCAUAGGAUCAGAAAAAGAGGAAGAGAAUCACAAGGGAAAUGGAACGCAAGGUCCAACAAAGUUCUGCCUUCCCAAAUUAAAGGAGUUAGAAUUGACGUGCUUACCAGAGCUGAAGAGCAUAUGCAGUUCAAAUAGGGAAAUGGUAUGCAACUCUCUUAGGAAAAUCGAAGUAAGGGAUUGUACCAAUCUAAAAAGGAUGCCUCUGUAUCUUCCUCUUUUUCAAGAUACACACCAAUCAGCUCCUUCUGUUCGUCCUUUCGAAAGAUUCCACGUGCAUCCAAAGGAGUGGUGGGAAUCAGUAGAGUGGGACUAUCCGAAUGCUAAGGAGGUUCUGCGACCUUGGUUGCACUUGUAUUAGCGCUUCUGGAAGCCUUUGCUGUUCAAAUCAAAUUCCGGAUCAAGCUAAACAGUUGUUUAUGCCAUUCUAAAUCUAGCAAAGCAGUUGGCUUGACAAUCAAAUCUUGGAGAACCAAAUCAACCAAACUCAUCACUGUACCUUCAUUUUUCUGUGGUGGUUCUUUCUUUGAUGUGGUACUUUUUCGGAUGCAUCCUUCUCUUGUGGUUUUAUCUGUAAUAAAUGAACUUCAAUUUGGUUUCAAUAUGAUUGGAUUGUUGAUGUUGUAAUUCAACUUUGUGAUAAUCCUGCUUCUAGUUUGCAUCAUUUUUUACUA
Molecule: messenger RNA, 3793 nt
Organism: Gossypium arboreum
Lineage: Eukaryota; Viridiplantae; Streptophyta; Magnoliopsida; Malvales; Malvaceae
Product: probable disease resistance protein At5g43730
Exons: 5
Coding region: 310-3480 (1056 amino acids)
Molecular function (GO): ADP binding; protein binding
Source: RefSeq, a predicted model, not a curated record